GUUUUAUAUUCAAAGGUAUAAACAGAUGCAUGGAACACAGGAUUUAUUUGCAUCCAUGGUUGAAAAUGAUACUGAUGAUAAUAAUCUGUAGGUUGACACAUGGUUGACAGAAGUAAAAGUGACGUCUUGCGUGACGUACGUGAAAUUCCAGAAAUCCGAUGUCACAACAACAAUAUUGCCUAUUAGUCAUAAUGUGAAUUUAUUCAAUAAAGGUUUCAAAAAUGCCAAUUCAGGCCCCACAGUGGACAGAGUAUUUAACGUGUCCAGUUUGUUGCAAUGCAUUUGACGACCAACUUCGCAGUCCCAUUAGUUUGGGCUGCGGACACACAAUAUGUAAAGGAUGUUUGUCCAAUCUACAUAGAAAACAAUGCCCGUUUGAUCAAACGUUAAUCAACGUAGAUAUAGAUAAUUUGCCUGUUAAUACAGCAUUACUACAGCUUGUCGGUUCGAGCACAAUCAACGAUUCAGAAGAUACAUUUGACAAUAUUAUUAUACCAAGCGACAUUUUAAUCGACUACACAAAAUGCAGAAGAGAUGUUGAGGAAUUAGCAUUAUAUUUAAAACCACACUCAAAUGGAAGUGGCAGUAUACUAUCCAGGCCUAUGCAGAGGAAGUUGGUCACACUUAUCAACUGCCAGCUGGUUGAAGAUGAGGGAAGAACAAGAGCCAUGAGAGCAGCUCGAUCUUUGGGCGAAAGGACUGUUACUGAAUUAAUUUUGCAACAUCAAAACCCUCAACAGCUUUCAGCUAACUUAUGGGCAGCUGUUCGUGCAAGGGGUUGCCAAUUUUUGGGUCCAGCUAUGCAGGAGGAAGUCUUAAAACUCGUUCUUCUUGCUCUCGAGGAUGGUUCAGCACUAUCUCGAAAAGUAUUAGUGAUGUUUGUGGUUCAGAGAUUGGAACCUCACUAUCCACAAGCAUCGAAAACCAGUAUAGGGCAUGUAGUUCAAUUGCUUUACCGAGCAUCCUGCUUUAAGGUAUCAAAACGUGAAGGCGACUCAUCUUUAAUGCAACUGAAAGAGGAGUUUCGUACAUAUGAAGCAUUGCGCCGAGAACAUGAUGCGCAAAUAGUGCAAAUUGCAACUGAGGCUGGUUUACGAAUUGCCCCCGAUCAGUGGUCCGCAUUGCUCUAUGGAGACACUGCGCAUAAAUCGCAUAUGCAAAGUAUUAUAGAUAAAUUGCAAACUCCCCAAUCUUUCGCUCAAUCCGUGCAGGAACUUGUAAUUGCCCUACAAAGAACUGGCGAUCCGGGGAAAUUAUCUGUGUUACGAAAUCCUCUAGAGCUGCUAGCCGGGAUAGAUCCAAGCCCAGAAUUAUCAUCACCAAGCUGGAAGGAUUGUACUGAAUGUUUGGAAGCGGUGAAACAAGUGGUAGCUGGCCUUGUGGAGUUUAUUCAGCAGCAUGGAAGUAGACGAGUGCAAGAUACGUCUCACUCGCAACAUGCAAAAUAUAAAAUAAGCAUGUGUCGAGACCUGACACUGAGAGGAAGUUGCCCGAGAGGAGCAAACUGCACGUUUGCUCAUUCAAAUGAGGAGUUGGAAAAAUAUCGUGCAAAAAAUAGAAAGAACACCAACCGCAAUAAGGAUCAUCGAAUCGAAAACCAAUCGCCCGUUGAAAAAGUAUUUCCCCAACCCGAAGAAUACUAUUCUGUAUCAAAUAAUAGUCCUGUGAGUCCAAUACCAUUGCAAGCAGUGCCCAUUUCGAUACCGAGAAUUAGUUACGAGAUUCCCUUCAAUCCAAGUUACCAGCAAAAUCAUGGGCAAUUUUCGCAGCCAAUGUAUUCUCAGAGCGCGCCAUAUCCUUCACAGGAGAUGAUGUCUACUCCGGCUCAUAAUAUGGUUCUGGCAAAUGGCAACCCGAUUUACCCAGUGAGAUCGCAGUCAGAGUUUCAGGCUGUUCCGAACAAUCCUGGGCAGAAUAAUGAGAAUAACCGACGAACUGGGUGGGAUCAUAUGGCUUUAAAGCACCAAAACUACUUGGCACAGAAGCUGCCUCGCAAUCAAAUGAAAAGUUUACCAGAACUCCAUCAGCUUAAAAAAGAAGUUCUUAGUCAGUUAGAGAAGGUGGUGGGCAAAAAUGUUGCCACGGAAAUUUCCAAUAAGGCAACAAUUUUGGCCCGUCAGGAAUCUCAGCACGACUUGGAUAGUCCAACAUCCCCUUAUCAUUUCCUAACUGGCCAUAUUAACGCAGGUCCUACUUUUGUUAGAUCUGAUUCAAUAUUAGCAGCAGACGAUGACUAUGUUCCUUACGAUUCACCGUCUAUUAGUAAAUUCGGACCAAUUUCCAGGAUGCCGAAAGAUGGAAACGGAAUUGGCCAAUCUGUACCUGCUGCACACAGAGACGGAAGUUUAUCGUCAACUAUGACGCGGAGACCAGUUUCAUCUGGAAGCCCUGUCACAUCGUGGUAUAUUAAUAAUAAUAGUCACUAUCACCAAAACGGAGUGCCGUCUGGCCACCCAAUAAUAGUUCCUUCUGCAACUGGGAUUAAUGAUGCAUAUGUUACGUUUGGUUCUCCACACCUAAUACUUCACUCAAGACUUCAAGACACCCCCACCAAGGAACUCAUAGCCGAGUCUCAACGCGUUCAAGUUCAGCUGCGAAAUCUUGAAAAACAGUUAAACAAUCUGAAGCUUGCAUCUCAAGGCGUCACUUCGUUGAGUGAGAGAGAACGGUUGACGCAGCAGCUUCAAGUUAUUGAACAGGGUAUUCAGGAGAAGCAGAAGGAAGCUUGCCUUAAUAAAAUUGUAUAUUCACUGACUCAAGCAAAUCGCUCUCAUCAUGGAAAUCUGACUGGAAAGUCGGCUGACGAUGCCAUGUAUGAGCAAGACAUUGCCAAUGACAUGCGAAAGCUGGAGCUGCGGCUCCAGGAAGAGCUGGAAGAAUGGAGCGGUGAGGAUUCACCUAAAUGACCCAUUUGGUCCUAGUAAGGGUAAAAAUAUGCAGUUGAGUUUCGAUACACUUAAAAUCACAAUUACAUGGUCAAUAGAUUA
Dendroctonus ponderosae (mountain pine beetle) is the source of this 2987-nucleotide messenger RNA. RefSeq lists its product as uncharacterized. Gene Ontology annotation, molecular function: metal ion binding. Bases 222 to 2906 code for a protein of 894 amino acids. Lineage: Eukaryota; Metazoa; Arthropoda; Insecta; Coleoptera; Curculionidae. The transcript is spliced from 11 exons. The record is from RefSeq and is a predicted model, not a curated record.